Messenger RNA from Arabis nemorensis, 1140 nucleotides. NCBI's taxonomy places the organism in Eukaryota, Viridiplantae, Streptophyta, Magnoliopsida, Brassicales, Brassicaceae. The record is from the annotation of a GenBank genome assembly.
AUGCUGAUUCCUCUUUUGAAGAAGCUGAAGCCUCAAAUUGCUGGAAUUCUCGAGCAAAUAAUUCAGAGGUGCCAAGAACGGAUUACGACAUGUUGGAAUUCGAUCUUAUCCUCAUCAUUUUCCAGCUGCUAUACCCUUGAGCUCGCUCCGCUUAGACUGUAUACCUUUCCUCCAAUCAAGCCGAGGAAAUCCCGCCAAAAGAAAGCCAGGAAAGAAAUGGUUAAGGCCACGUUUAAGAGGGUCAACUACACCGACGUUGCUAAAGAGAUUCCCGCUCCGAGCAAAAGGACUGAUGCGACCGUUAAACAGGCUGGGCCUUCUGUCGCCGCUCAGGGAGCAUCCAAUCAAGUCUCUUUGCAGACCGAGAAGGCCGCUGAGGCUUCUCUCGCUGCGAAGAAGGUGGGAAAGCGAGUGGCAAACCUUUCUACUGAGGUCGCGAAGAAGGUUUCUGAUAAGGAGACCAGGAAAAAGAGGCCCAAUGAGGUCGCUAUUGAGGGAUCGAAGAAAAAACAGCGUGUAGAGGAGUCGACAGAGAAGACCGCCUCAGUUGAAGCCGCUGCUAGUGGUUCUGAAGAGGAACCCGCGACCUAUGAUCUUUCGUUCACUUUUAAAUUGAAAGAUUAUAUUGCAAGUAUCCCGCAGGCGUGCGCUGAGCUAUGCUCCAGGAUCCCCUGUAGCACGGAGCACGACUUUCCUGCUUAUCCGUUGCUUCCGCUCUAUCAGUUGGUAUCAGAGCUGCGUCUCUUUGAUUUCUCAAUGGAAGAACGAUUCUGGUUAUCAUGUCUGAUCCGUGCAGAAGAUGUUCGAAAUUCGAUCUGUGAAGAAUCAGGGCGAUAUCAGAUCUGUCCAGAAGGCGUGCAAAAGUCAGUUCGUGCGAUUUUCGGGUUUCAUCAGAUUUUUGAAAAUUAUAUGAAGAAUCAGAUCUAUGAUCACAUAUGGGAAUCUGAUCAUCGAAAAAUACGAGCGUCAGUCUCGGGGGCUUCUAAAGAAGCUCGAGGAUUAUCCGAGCGUGGAAAGGAGGCUAAGAAGGUUUCCAGCCUUGAGAAGAAGGUCGCAACGCAGAUCGCCGCGAUGGAUGAUCUAUCUAAAAAAGCUGAAGAGGCGAGGGAGCGGGCAAAAUAUGCCAAAGCGGAGCUUUAG